AUGUCAAGUGGAACAGUGAGAAGAGUCUCACGUCAAGAUAUACAACUGGUUCAGAACCUUAUAGAGCGAUGCCUCCAACUUUACAUGAAUCAGGAAGAAGUCGUUGAAACUCUACUGGAGCAGGCUAAAAUCGAGCCUGGCUUCACACAGCUAGUUUGGCAGAAGCUUGAAGAAGAGAACAAGGAGUUUUUCAAGGCUUACCAUCUUAGGCUAAUGGUGAAACACCAGAUUAUGGAGUUCAACAAGCUCCUUGAGCAGCAGGAUUACCACAUGCGUCAGAUGCAUCCUACUGGAGUCACUUCCAUCCAAAACACUAAUGGCUCUUAUAUCCAAUCAAUGAAUCAGAAACAGUUAUGUUAUGCAUCUGAUCAGUCUUUGAAGUCUGAUAAUGCACAUCAUCCUAUGGCUUCUGGUCUGUCUAAUCCAUACCUCAACGGCUCCUCAACACUCAACACAAACGUGGCCUCCUCUGUGAACAUAUCAACACAUGCUAGGAGAGUUGAUGCAUCUCCAAACAUGCUCUCAUCUUCACAGACCACAAACAUGCCUAAUAUGAUGCAAGGAAUGAAUGGAGGAGGAGGGAUGAUCAAGUCGGAGACUGCCUAUGCAAACCCUGCUUCAUUCAUGUAUGGUGGUGAACGGAGUGCCUUGGAAGGACACUCCACUGUUGGAGAUGCUUCGAUUCCUUCUUUUGGUCAAAUCCCUCGGAAUUUCAGCCUCUCUGACUUGACAGCUGAUUUCUCACAGAGCUCAGAGAUUCUUGAGAGCUACGAUAGGUCACCCUUCCUUGCGCGUGAUGCUGAAAAUUUCCUGGACUCCCGUGACAGAGGAGAAUAUCAAGGAGACAACAAGAGACUGGAGACCAUAUCUGAAGGUUUCAGUUACGAGAACAUUGGGAGCGAGUAG
This is a messenger RNA of Microthlaspi erraticum, 906 nucleotides long. The record is from the annotation of a GenBank genome assembly. Lineage: Eukaryota; Viridiplantae; Streptophyta; Magnoliopsida; Brassicales; Brassicaceae.